GUACCGCAGGCACUGGGUCUCUCCAUCUCCAGAUCCGAGCUCGCGUCAAAUCCCAAUCAUGCUCUUCUCUUACUCUCCGCCCCUUUCCCAUCUUGCUCUUCUCCCUCUGACGGCACCGGUGGCUCGUCUCAGAUCUGGCGACGGGGAUGGACAGGGUCUUCUCUUGGGCGGCCUCCUUCCCCGACGAGGUGUGGGAGCACACUUUCUCUUUCCUCCCUACUGACGCCGACCGCAAUGCCGUUGCCCUGGUCUGCCGCUCCUGGCACCGGAUAGAACGGCUGUCGAGGCGGAAGAUCUUCGUGGGGAACUGCUACGCGGUGGCUCCGGCAGCGGCGGUGCGGCGAUUCCCGGAGGUCAGGUCGGCGACCAUCAAGGGGAAGCCGCAUUUCGCGGAUUUCAACCUAGUGCCCGCCGACUGGGGCGGCGGGGCGGGGACGUGGAUCCAGUCGAUGGCCGAGGGGUGGCCGCGUCUCGAGGAGCUUCGCCUCAAGAGAAUGGUGGUCUCUGAUGAUUGCCUCGAGCUUGUCGCCCGGUCCUUUAAGAACUUUAGGGUUCUGUCACUAGUCUCCUGCGAAGGGUUCAGCACUUCCGGGCUGGCCGCCAUUGCGGCCAACUGCAGGAAUCUGAAGGCACUUGAUCUGCAUGAAAAUGAAGUGGAGGAGAAUUGUAUAAACUGGAUAUCUCAUUUUCCAGAAUCCUUUACUUCCCUGGUUACUCUUAACAUUUCAUGCCUGGAUGGUGAGAUGAAUGUAUCUAUUCUUGAGCGCCUCAUUAGCAGAUGUCCCAAUCUCAAAACCCUUAGACUCAAUCAUGUCACUCCUCUAGAAAAACUUGUUGGCCUUCUACACGUGGCUCCACAGCUGGUAGACCUUGGAAUUGGCAUGCUCAUAGGAGAAGGUCAUCCAGGACUUUUCUCCAAGCUUGAAUCUGCUUUUGCUCACUUAAAACAUCUGAAGAACCUAUCUGGUAUAUGGGAAGCUGGACCAUUAUACUUCCCAGCAAUAUAUUCAAUUUGUGAAGGUCUUACAGCACUGCACCUCUGUGAUUCUGGCAUACAAACACCGGAGCUCUCAAAAGUGGUUAGCCGGUGUAAAAAUCUUCAACAGCUAUGGGCUAUGGACUUAAUCGAGGACGAUGGGCUUAUUGCUGUGGCAUCAUCUUGCAAACUCCUCCGAGAAUUGCGAAUAUUUCCUUCUGAUCCACAUGGUUUGGCGCAACCUGUCUCUCUCACAGAAUAUGGCCUUAUUGCUGUCUCUUCUGGUUGCGUUAUGCUUGAGUCUAUUCUCUAUUUUUGCCGGCAAAUGACUAAUUCUGCCCUCCUUACUAUUGCUAAUAAUCGCCCCAAUCUCACAUGCUUCCGGCUCUGCAUCAUCGAGCCUUGCACCCCUGAUUAUAUUACUCUAGAACCUCUAGAUGCUGGCUUUGGGGCUAUUGUUGAAUCCUGCAAGGACCUCCGACGUCUCUCCAUAUCUGGUCUUCUUACUGAUCGUGUGUUCAAAACCAUUGGGGCUUCAGCAAAUCAUCUUGAGAUGCUCUCUGUUGCUUUUGCUGGUAAUAGUGAUGCAGGUCUUCAUUACAUUCUAUCUGGUUGUAAGAAAUUACGCAAGCUGGAAAUUAGGGACUGCCCAUUUGGGGAUAAGGCACUGUUGGACAAUGCAGAUAAACUGGAGACAAUGCGAUCCCUUUGGAUGUCAUCAUGCUCUGUGUCACUGGGGGCAUGCAGAUUGUUAGCUAAGAAGAUGCCACGGCUUAACGUGGAGGUUAUUGAUGAGAAUGGAGGAGGGUCGUUCGAGUCAUGGUCUGAUGAUUGCCUUGUGGAAAAACUCUACAUUUACAGAACUAUUACUGGCCCGAGAACUGAUGCCCCACCUUUUGUUUUGACUGUUUAAGGUGAAAUCAGGUAUUAAGGAAGUGAUAUUAUCUUUAUCUUGUUUAUCAACCUAAUUGGCUUUCCAGUAGUCAAGCUCAUUUUUUUUGAAAUGAUGGGAAAGCAGUCAGUUUAUAGUAUCAAGUGCAGCAUGAUUAUGGUUUUAGAUUUCAAUCACUGAAAGUUAUCAUGAAUUUUACUUUUGAUUGUCACUUAUCAAUGAGUUGUGGGACUAUAUGAGCUAUAUAUGGUUUAAUAUAUUGAGGGUAAUGUCACCACCAAAUAGUGCACUCGCAACAUCGUGCAGAACAACUCUUUUAGCCCUGUAUUUAACUCUCCUUUAGCAGUGGCAAUUUGUUGUAUUUAUAAGAAAUCUUGAAAUUCCUAAUAAAAAACAAUCAUGUCAUGUGAUCUCA
This is a messenger RNA of Zingiber officinale, 2283 nucleotides long. RefSeq names its product transport inhibitor response 1-like protein Os05g0150500. Gene Ontology annotation, biological process: SCF-dependent proteasomal ubiquitin-dependent protein catabolic process. The record is from RefSeq and is a predicted model, not a curated record. Gene Ontology annotation, molecular function: protein binding. NCBI's taxonomy places the organism in Eukaryota, Viridiplantae, Streptophyta, Magnoliopsida, Zingiberales, Zingiberaceae. The transcript is spliced from 3 exons. Gene Ontology annotation, cellular component: SCF ubiquitin ligase complex. Bases 147 to 1889 code for a protein of 580 amino acids.